UAUGUUUUAUCCAAUCGGAGGAUCAUCAUAGUUUUCACCGAUGGCCGAACUCAAAAUGACCUAGAAGUCCAGUAAAAAAUUUGUUUCAGUACACCCUGCGGUGGUCGGUCGCGGUGUGUCGCUGCUAUCACGACAGAGCCCGGAGCUGCCUCUCAUGGAACAACCAGUGCCAUCGCAGAGGCCUUUUCUGGAGGGCAUGCCGCGUAGCUUCGAACACUCCGAGUUUCGAAAUCGAGCUUUUCUCGUUGCGGAAGCAGUCUCUUCUUGUGCAAGUACAUUUGGACACAAAUUCCUCAAGGUUUUUGACAGCGGCGUGGACUGGGCACCGUAUGUCGCCGUGCUUUGCCUGGCUGGGAGAUCGGCCCGGUCCCAGCUGUACGCGUUCAAAGUCGGUACUAUCGUCGCUGCACUGGUUGUUGGUUACGGCUUUUUGCGGCAUCGGCAGCGUAUCAGGAGAAGAGAUCAAGCGAGACUUGCGGAGGAAAAUGAAAUCGCGUGGUCUACUUAUGCGCCCACCGCCGAGAUAGAAGAGGCUCGUGCAGAUGACAGCGAGACGACGGAUAAGAUCAAGCUGAGUUGGAGAAAUAUGAGAAAAGGAAGCUGCCAGUAUCUCGCGAUUCCCGUGGGUGUGUUCCCGAAAGUGAUGGACGUCGGGCAAUUCAUUCUGUUUUUGCUGCUUUAUCUCGUGACUGCAUGGGCGCUUGAUGCCAGCAGCACGACGGACGACGAGGGUUCCUCCACCUCCGGGCGAGCUUCCGUAUCAAGAAGCUCGGCAUUUUUGUCGCACCCAGUCGGCGCGAUUCUCGCAAUAUGCUUUGCGCCGAUCACAAACAUAGGCAUGACACUGCCCAUGCUUGUGAGCCUUUCCUUCGGAGACCGACCGUUCAUCGUGGACUACAUGCUCGAGGAGAUGCCGGAGUUUGUUUUCGAGCAGCUGAACACAAAGUACUGGUUUCGCAAACUCCUGCGCGAGCAAACCGUCCUCUGGGUGCACGUCAUGAACGUGUGUACCUGCAUGAGUCUGGUACAGCCGGUUUUGGUCGCGUGGUAUGCGGCAGAUGAUGGUGGAACUGCUUUCGGGGACGGAGGGGGGAAUGAUCUCAGCCCCAAAAACGCAGCAUGGCUCAAAUGGAUCGAGGACCCGGACAACUGGGUGUUCAACUAUAUUUUCGGCUGGGGUCAACUCCUGCCUGUAUUCUACGGCAUGCGCAAGUCUGGGGAGCCGCAACGGGAGGAGGAGCGGAAGCGAAAGCGGGUGCGUGAAGUGAUGCAAGAUCCGGACCUGCACAUUUCGCGACAAACAUACCCACUGUAUGACGAGCUUGUACGGAACCAAACGACGGGCGGAACGACCAGGGUUCACAGUUGUCAAAUCUAUCUGGAUGAAAAGGUAGAAGAUCAGCUUCAGAUGAAGCAGCUCAGUGGACGACGAGCCAGGGGCCGUACGGGCGCGACUGGUGGAGGUAUGAUUUUUACCGGGCCUGACAAUGCUUGCGAGCACUCUACGGCUACUUCUUCCACCCUGGAAAAUACCGCGGCCCGUCUCAUAGCAGCGGCCUUUGGUUCCGAGCUGGACAAACUUGCUGGCUUGAUCGACACGAGAGACCCCGAAGACUGCCUCAACUACUUGAAAGUCAAUCUCCGUUGCGCCUCCUACUUCGGCCUGGUCCUCGGGGCCUUCGAGUGCGACGGGCGCCUGGCGGUGGCCAAUUUUGGCGCGCCGCCGCCCUGCGAAGCAAUGCGGGCCCUGAUGCUUUGCUUCCCAGUGUACUCGGAUUCGCAGGAAGAAGUCCGCGUUUUCAACGACCAUGUUGCGUGGGAAGCGCAUGGUUGGGCAAUGGCAUUGCCCGAAAGUGUGCAAGAAGCUGCAUCGCUGCAUUUAUUACCAGUAGCCGAGGGACGUCGAGAUGACAGGGCGCCCGCCCUGUAUACUCGUCUUCAAAAUUAUCAUGAUCCGUUUCGUCCGCGACUUCCCAGCGACGAUCUCUUCGCGCUAGGCGAGAUGAAGGAGAAGAAAAAGAAUUUACUUUUGAACUACCGGCCUUUCAUCUACAUUUUCAUGUUCGCCGCGGAUCCGGUGCGCGGCAAGGGGAAGGGGUACGGACGGAGUCUGCUGCAGCACGUGAUUUCGUUAUCAAGGGAAAAGCAAAUGCCGUUGGUUCUGGAAACGACCACUGCGGAGAACAUCCGACAUUACCACAAAUACGGGUUCGAGGUACGAGACAAGGUGGACGGGAAGGAUAAUUGGGUUCUGAUGGUGCGGGAGCCGCAGUUCUAGGGCGGGGUGCUGGCAUUUCGCGCGAAAGUCCGAAGUACUUCUGGGAAGCAAGGUUUCGACGAGCUUGGUUUCGUGUCUUUACUUAAAAAAAUGAACGUACUUCUCUACGAAAAAUAACAGUAUGGGAAAAAUUGUAUGAUAGCCACGAACACGCUCGUGAAGGCGAAU
Molecule: messenger RNA, 2446 nt
Organism: Amoebophrya sp. A120
Lineage: Eukaryota; Dinophyceae; Syndiniales; Amoebophryaceae
Source: the annotation of a GenBank genome assembly